Molecule: messenger RNA, 2006 nt
Organism: Magnolia sinica
Lineage: Eukaryota; Viridiplantae; Streptophyta; Magnoliopsida; Magnoliales; Magnoliaceae
Product: CDPK-related kinase 5-like
Exons: 11
Coding region: 170-1954 (594 amino acids)
Biological process (GO): protein autophosphorylation; peptidyl-serine phosphorylation; intracellular signal transduction
Cellular component (GO): cytoplasm; nucleus
Molecular function (GO): calcium/calmodulin-dependent protein kinase activity; ATP binding; calcium-dependent protein serine/threonine kinase activity
Source: RefSeq, a predicted model, not a curated record
UAAAAUAAUAAGAGUAACAAACAAAGAAGCGAGAAAAGAGAGAACAAAAAACCGAUCGAGCUUCCAUUCCAAACAAAAAGAAGCAGAAGAAGAAGAAGAAGAAGAAUAAGAUGGAGCUCCAGCAGCACCAACCAAAUGUCUCACCUUAAUCUUCGCAAUAUUUACGAAAAUGGGACUGUGCCACUCAAAGCCCAACAUUUCAGAAGAAACCGGUGCCGGUACCGAAACCGAAACAGAAAAGCCCUCCUCCGCUACAGCCAACAAUGCAAACGAAACCGAACAGCAGGUGAAGGAAAAAGAUGAUUCUGAUAUCGGGAAGCGGUCGCCGUUCUUCCCGUUCUACAGCCCGAGCCCGGCCCACCACUUCUUCUCGAAGAAAUCCCCGGCCCCGAAUGCGAGCUCGAACUCGACGCCGCGUCGGUUCUUCAAGCGCCCGUUCCCACCUCCGUCGCCAGCUAAGCAUAUAAGGGCGGUGCUGGCAAGGCGGCACGGGUCCGUGAAGCCGAACGAGGCGUCGAUACCGGAAGGAGCUGAGGCGGCCGGGCUCGAUAAGACCUUCGGGUUCUCGAAGCAUUUCGGGAACAAGUAUGAGAUUGGGGACGAGGUCGGCCGAGGGCAUUUUGGCCAUACAUGCGCCGCCAGGUUUAAGAAAGGUGAGCUCAAGGGCCAGCAGGUUGCCGUUAAGGUCAUCCCAAAAGCCAAGAUGACUACAGCCAUUGCCAUAGAGGAUGUCAGAAGGGAAGUAAAAAUCUUGAGAGCUUUGACAGGACAUAGCAAUCUAGUGAAGUUUUAUGAUGCAUAUGAAGAUCAUGACAAUGUCUAUAUUGUAAUGGAGUUAUGUGAAGGAGGGGAGCUUUUGGAUAGGAUACUUUCAAGAGGUGGAAAAUACUCAGAAGAUGAUGCGAAGGAUGUCCUGGUACAGAUAUUGAACGUGGUUGCAUUUUGCCAUCUCCAGGGUGUGGUUCACCGAGAUCUGAAACCAGAGAAUUUCCUUUUCACUUCCAAGGAUGAGAACUCCCAAUUGAAGGUCAUAGACUUCGGCCUAUCAGAUUUUGUCAAACCAGAUGAAAGGCUUAAUGACAUUGUAGGAAGUGCAUAUUAUGUGGCGCCUGAAGUUCUACAUAGGUCUUACACUACAGAAGCUGAUGUAUGGAGUAUUGGUGUGAUUGCAUAUAUUCUUCUAUGUGGGAGCCGCCCAUUUUGGGCCCGUAGUGAAUCUGGUAUCUUUCGGGCUGUCCUAAAAGCUGACCCGAGUUUUGAUGAACCACCUUGGCCUUCCCUGUCUUCUGAAGCAAAAGAUUUUGUCAAACGCUUGUUGAUUAAAGAUCCACGCAAAAGAAUGACUGCUGCGCAGGCCCUCGGCCAUCCUUGGAUUAGAAACUACAAUGACGUUAAAGUACCCCUGGAUAUUCUAAUAUUGAAGCUCAUGAAGGCCUACAUCCGUUCAUCAUCUUUGCGUAAGGCUGCUUUGAGGGCUCUGUCAAAGACACUGACCAUUGAUCAGCUCUUUCAUCUGAAGGAGCAGUUUACACUAUUGGAGCCGAACAAAAAUGGGUGCAUCUCUCUAGAGAACAUCAAGAUGGCCUUGUUGAAAAAUGCAACUGAUGCAAUGAAAGAGUCCCGCAUUCAUGAUUUUCUUACUUCGCUUAGUUCUCUUCAAUAUAGAAAAAUGGAUUUUGAAGAGUUCUGUGCAGCUGCACUAAGUGUGCAUCAAUUCGAAGGACUGGAUAGGUGGGAGCAACAUGCUCGUUGCGCAUAUGAGCUUUUUGAGAAGGAUGGUAACAGGGCAAUUGUUAUUGAAGAACUUGCGUCGGAACUCGGUCUUGGUCCUUCGGUCCCUGUUCAUGCAGUUCUCCAUGACUGGAUUAGGCAUACUGAUGGGAAGCUGAGCUUUCUCGGAUUUGCUAAAUUAUUACAUGGUCUAUCCAGUCGGUCACUUGCAAAGGCCCAGUAGAUGGUUACAAUGCAGGAACUCUUUGAGCAACCGGUUCCCUCUUGUAGGUCGA